Astyanax mexicanus (Mexican tetra) is the source of this 2498-nucleotide messenger RNA. It is a transcript of the gene podn, whose product is annotated as podocan. Gene Ontology annotation, molecular function: protein binding. Lineage: Eukaryota; Metazoa; Chordata; Actinopteri; Characiformes; Acestrorhamphidae. The transcript is spliced from 10 exons. The record is from RefSeq and is a predicted model, not a curated record. The coding region runs from base 449 to 2224 and encodes 591 amino acids.
UGCUGAGGAGAGGAACAUUCACUUUUGGCUGGACUCUCUCUCUCUCUCUCUCUCUUUUUCUCUCUUUGCUCCAUCCCUCUUUCUCACUCCCACUCUCAGCCUGCACAUCUGAAAGGUACCAGAAGGGACAUGGUCUCUCCAGCUGUGGCUGCUGCUCUUGCUAUGGGCCAGGGCUGAGUGCAGUCUCUGGUUUGGGGCAGUUGGACUUUCACUGCAUCUCAGGACGUCUGCUGGUUGGACAUACAGUCACUGGAGGAAGAGCAGGUAUUUGCUGGUGUGUUCCUUGUCUGGAGGCCCUGCUGUGUUUUGGAAGUGCUGCUAGACCAAGCUGUGGUGGAGGCAUACCUCCUAAUACUGAAGCACAGCUACAGAGGCCUGAGAGACAGUAGUGGAUCUGUGGGACAGCUUCAGGCUCAGGAGAUAAACUGACUGUGUGAGUGUGUGAGCGAUGAGGCGGCGCUGGCUGCUGCUGUGUGUGGCUCUGCUGGGCUGGACUCUGGUUCUCGGGCAGCGAGGGGCUGAGCCUGAACGCAGGGAUGCAGAGGUUCAGGAGGAGCCAGACGGGGAGGUGAGCACAGGUUCAGGGUCGAAGCCUGAGGGGGCGUGUCCAGAGCAGUGCAGCUGUGCGGCCGAUGGCGUGGUGGACUGCGCUGGAGUGGACCUGACCGAGUUCCCGCAGGAUCUACCGGAGAGCACACGCCAACUUUCUCUGCAGAAUAAUCAAAUUACUGAAGUGACUGUGGAGGACCUCUCAGGACUCCUUCAGCUGGAGACCCUCAACCUGCAGAACAAUCGUCUCACAACACAAGGCCUUGAAGAUGAGGGAUUUGAAGUUCUGGAGCAGCUGGGUUACUUGUACUUGGCAAAUAACAAGCUCACAGCAGCCCCCAAGCACCUCCCUCCUGCACUGGUCAGCGCCGACUUUGCAGCCAAUCAACUCACCAAGAUCUUCCCCUACACCUUCGGUCAGAAACCUGUGCUGAAGUCAGUGUAUCUCCAUAACAACAAGCUGACGGAUGCAGGUUUACCUGAGGGAAUGUUUAAUGGUUCAGACAACCUGGAGGUGCUCAUCAUGUCCAGCAACUUCCUGCGCCUCGUCCCCAGGGGCCUGCCCUCUGCUCUCUACCGUCUACAUAUGAAGAACAACAAGCUGGAGAAGAUUCCGGCAGGUGCGUUUGAGAACCUGUCUCAGCUGAGAGAACUUUACCUGCAGAACAACCUCCUCAGCAGUGACGGCAUGGACAACACCACCUUCAGUCAUUUGACCAGUCUGGAGUACCUUGACCUGUCCAACAACAACCUAACCGACGUCCCCAGUGGUCUGCCCCGAAGCCUGGUGAUCCUCCACCUGGAGAAAAACUCCAUCAACCGGAUUCCAGCCGACGCCCUGACGCCCAUCCGCAACCUACAGUACCUCCUGCUCCACAACAACCGCCUACGCGCCCGCGCCAUCGACCGCGACGCCUUCCGCGGCCUGAAGCGCCUGCACACACUCCACAUGUACAACAACCUGCUGGAGCGCGUCCCCCGUGGUCUGCCCCGUCGCGCCAAGACCCUCAUGAUCCUGCACAACAUGAUCAACGAGAUCAGCCGCGAUGACCUGAUCAACCUGCACACACUGACCGAACUCAACCUCAGCUACAACCGCCUGACCAGCGCAAAACUGCACCGCGAAGCUUUCCGCAAGCUGCGACUGCUGGAGACCAUGGAUCUGUCAGGAAAUAAACUGCAGGCGCUGCCCAUGGGGCUGCCCAAGAGCCUGCAGGUGCUCAAGGUGAAAGACAAUCAGAUCGAGGCGGUGCCAGAGGGGGCGCUAGCCGGCAUGGCCAAGCUAAGAGAGUUUUACCUGUCCAACAACCAGCUCAAGAUCAACUCCUUCUACCAGGGGGCGUGGCAGGAGCUGAGCUCGCUCACGACACUAGACUUGUCCAGUAACCUGUUGUCGCACGUCCCCGCUGACCUUCCGGAGUCCUUGGAGUUCAUCCACCUGCAGCACAACAGAAUCAGCAGCAUCCCACCCACGGCCUUCCUCACCACUCCUAACAUAAAAGGCAUCUUCCUCAGGUUUAACCGUCUCUCGGCUGUCUCGGUAGCGGAGGAGUCCUUCGCUCACCUCUCUAAGCUGCAGGUGUUGGACAUCGGUCACGGCAACAUCACGCCCAUCCGCAGCCGGGCGGAGGAGCUGGACGAGGACUACGUAGAACAAGAGGAAGAGGAAGAGUAAAAUGAGGAAGGUCAAGAAAAAUAAAAACAGGUGCUGCUGAAAUAAAGCAAGUCACAGUUUAAAAGAGAUUUCUCCUAUUUUAACCCCUAGAAGUUAAGAGUUAUUGCCAGUAACAUUGAACAGAACGGUGCAUAUUAAAAUAAUACACCUUAAAAUAAUAUGGAAAUCUGAUAUGUUCUCUCAUAUCCAGCUUGCAUUUGCCACAUACUGUAUGUACUAUAUUUGCCAAAUUUGACUUUUUUGUAAAUAUGGGACAUAUAUGUACAAAAAAAUA